Molecule: messenger RNA, 2446 nt
Organism: Melospiza melodia melodia
Lineage: Eukaryota; Metazoa; Chordata; Aves; Passeriformes; Passerellidae
Gene: ENTPD2
Product: ectonucleoside triphosphate diphosphohydrolase 2
Exons: 9
Coding region: 21-1511 (496 amino acids)
Cellular component (GO): plasma membrane
Molecular function (GO): hydrolase activity
Source: RefSeq, a predicted model, not a curated record
CUCACCUGCCCGGCUCCGCCAUGGCCCGCCGCCUGGCCGCCCUGCUCCUGCUUCUGGCCCUCGGCUGCCUGCUGGGCGUCCUCCUCCUCCUCCUCGGCUCUGGGGACACACGGGGCCCGCCGGGCUUCAAGUACGGCAUCGUGCUGGACGCUGGGUCCUCCCACACCGCCAUGUUCAUCUACAAGUGGCCUGCAGACAAGGAGAAUGACACCGGGGUGGUCAGCGAGCACAGCAUGUGCGAUGUGGAGGGUCCUGGCAUCUCCAGCUACAGCUCAAACCCUCUGGCAGCUGGGACAAGCUUGGAGCACUGCCUGAGCCAGGCCCUGAGAGAUGUGCCCAAGGAGAAGCAUGCAGGCACCCCACUUUACCUGGGUGCCACGGCUGGCAUGCGUCUGCUCAACAUUGCGGACCCGCAGGCGUCGGACGCUGUCCUCAGAGCUGUAGCAGCCACACUGAAGACACACCCCUUUGAUUUCCGGGGAGCAAAGAUCCUGUCAGGGGAAGAGGAAGGGGUCUUUGGCUGGGUCACUGCCAACUAUCUCCUGGAGAACUUCAUCAAGCGUGGAUGGCUCGGAGAAUGGAUCCAGCCUCAGAAGAAGACCCUGGGGGCCAUGGACUUUGGAGGUGCUUCCACACAGAUCACCUUUGAAACCAGGGACACGAUUGAAAACCCCAGAAAUGAGGUGAUGCUGAAACUGUAUGGCCAGGCAUACAAAGUGUACACACACAGCUUCCUCUGCUAUGGGAGGGACCAGGUCCUCAAGAGGCUGCUCUCCAAGUUCCUCCAGGCUGAGCGCUACCAAGAAACUGUCUUCCAUUCCUGCUGGCCUAUGGGCUACAACAAGAGCCUGUUGCUGAGCAGCAUCUAUGACAGCCCCUGCACGGAGAAGGAGAGACCAAGCCUUGCCCUCAACACCACCGUUACCUUGGUUGGCACUGGGAAUGGGAACCUCUGCACUCUGCAUGUCAGCAAGCUCUUUGACUUCACCAACUGCUCCUUCUCCCACUGCUCCUUUGAUGGUGUUUUCCAGCCGAAGGUUUCAGGAAGCUUCAUUGCCUUCUCUGCCUUCUUCUACACCGUGGAUUUCAUACAGACUGUGAUGGGAAGACCCGUGCACCUGCCCAGCGACCUGAAGGAUGCUGCAGAGACCAUCUGUGCCACCAGCUGGAGUGAGCUGCUCCUGAAAGCCCCAAAGCUGGAGAAGAGGCUGCCAGAUUACUGUGCCAUCAGCACAUUUGUGUAUUUGCUCACCACCAAAGGCUACAGCUUCAACAACCACUCCUUCCCCAACAUUGCCUUCCAGAAGAAGGCAGGAGAAACCUCCAUUGGCUGGGCCCUGGGCUACAUGCUGAACCUCACCAACAUGAUCCCAGCAGAGAAGCCCUCCUCCCACAAGAGCAUGCUGUAUAAUUACUGGGUCAUCCUCAUCCUGCUCUUCGUGGUCACCACCCUGACAUCCCUGGUGACUGCUAUCUGCCUGCUCCGGCACAGCAAGUCCAGCAUAAUCUGAUGGCAGGGACAGGGUAGGCCGUAACUGCAGGACCAGCACCAUCCUACCUGCUGGAGGCUCCAUGCUCUGAAUGCUUGGGAUGUGGCAAGUGCUCAAUGUCCUCCUCCAAAACCUGACACCAUCCCAGAAGAUUAGCUGUGUCCUUUCGCCUUCCCUUUGCCCUCUAGCUGCGGGAAAGGAAGAAGAGGAACACUGGCCCUGUGGGAGAAGGGCUUAAAUGUUUCCCUGCACUACUCAGGGAUGGACCCUGAAGCAGGCUUGGAAAUGGGACAUUCAGAGCUAGGGCAUCUUUCUGCCACCAGAGCUGAGCUGAACUGAGCCAAUGAGCCGAAGCAACAAGAGGAUUAAUUUACAUGUGUAUGUGUAUGAAUGGGGAACAUUACUUACACUAGUCCUUACAGCCAACCGCGAACCUUGCUAGCCUGUCCCUGGAGCAUCAGCCCUGCCUCCUGGGGAGCUCUGGGCAUCACCUGAAGCUCACGUCUUUCUGCCUGAUGUACAAACCCCAGUGACCUUCCUGAAGGUAAGGUCUUUUCCUUGGCCAUCGGCCUCAGCUUUGGGUAAGGACUUAGCAACAACCACAUGUGGGAAGAUGGCAGCUUACAGGUCCCACUUCAACAACCAGACAUAAUGCCUUCACUACCCCCAUGGUUCCUAUGCUAGACUUGUCUUUGCCACAUUCAAAGACUCCUGCACACCCCGGUUCCUGCUGCCCUGUGGUACAUGGCCAUGCUGGCACAGAGCCAACAGGCUCCCACACUGUGGGGCUUUGCUCUGCACUGAGAUUUGAGCCUGGCAUCACCCCACACCAGGCAGCUAGGAGGAUGCACCUUCUUUUCCAGUUGAGUAAGAACAGGGAUGUACAAACAUGAAGAAGGUUUGGUUUUGCUUGAUUUUUAAAAAUAAUCUGAAAUAAACCUUUGUAACCACUACAA